Messenger RNA from Dacryopinax primogenitus, 1620 nucleotides. RefSeq names its product Fip1-domain-containing protein. The coding region runs from base 1 to 1620 and encodes 539 amino acids. The transcript is spliced from 8 exons. NCBI's taxonomy places the organism in Eukaryota, Fungi, Basidiomycota, Dacrymycetes, Dacrymycetales, Dacrymycetaceae. Gene Ontology annotation, molecular function: RNA binding. Gene Ontology annotation, cellular component: mRNA cleavage and polyadenylation specificity factor complex. The record is from RefSeq and is a predicted model, not a curated record.
AUGGACGAAGACGACGCAUUUCUGUAUGGCGACGAAGAGGAUUACCCCAGUGUAGUGGAAGCCCCUUCUGAGCAGCCCCCAAAGGACCCCGAACCAAACCAGAGCAUUCCGGGCCAGUUGAUUGUAUUGCCUAACGGGCCUGCCGAACCGUUUCUGGUCGCUUCAGUACCGGCAGUCGUGGUUGCGGAAGACCUAGAAGAGCCCGAUGAACUUCCGAUGGAGCACAGUGAAGGCGAGGGCAAAGAAGGAGAUGCUGAUGGCGAAGAGGAGGGGGAAGAAGAAGACGAGGAGGAAGACAGAGAAAGCGAGGAUGACGACUUGGAGAUCAUCUUGCAGCCACAACCCCGUUCCAUCGAUUUCCGCGACCCUAGUCAUCAGCGGCCUGUUAGACCACCAGUGGCGUCUCCAGCGAAAGCCAGCAGUCUCCUGACGACAGAAUAUACGCCUCGUGAACGUGACACAAGUAUCAGUAUUCCCAAGAGCACUGGCACACCACAGUCCACAAACCUGAUCCCUGUGACGGACGUGAAGCAGAUUUCUACAGCUCAGGUUGCAGUCGAAAAUCGUCCAAUACCAGAUGGUCCUCCACCUCGAGCAGCUUCUAAUGCCCCGGAGAUAGAUCCGUCUGCUUCUGGAAUGCUGGAUGCUCGCUCGAUCUACGAGGUGGAAAUCCAAUCGUUAGCGGAGAAACCAUGGAGGCGGCCAGGUAGCGAUCUCAGUGACUGGUUCAAUUAUGGAUUCGAUGAGAUAUCAUGGGAGGCCUAUUGCAUGAGGAAAAAAGAGCUAAGCGAGCUUAGUACUGCCCUCAAGCAGAACGUGAUUGCAUAUACUGGGAUGCCUGAGAACCAAUUGCUGGCACUCCCUCCUGAGAUGCGGACUAUGGCUAUCAAUAGUGCGAACAUGGCAAACACUAUGCCCAUCGGUAUGGCCCAGAACAUAAUGGGAGGUAUGCCAGGUAUCCCUGCCGGGGAUAUGAUGGGUAUGCCUGCCAUAGGAAUGGCGGGCAUGCAGCCAGUUCAACAGAAUAUGAUGGGCACUGCAAUGGGGCCCGAGCAUAGCAUCCAUAUGCACGACAACAUGACUGGUAACGUGCAAGGCCAGGGACCUAGUAUUGAAGGAAUGGCCUCUGAAGGCUUUCCCUAUGGGUACAGCGGAGUUCAAAUCACCCCAGGUGCACCCGUUGGCGGUUCAGACACCAAUACCCCAGGCAUUGCACAAUUCAGUACAUUCACGGGUGGCUACGGUGUUGAUGCAAGCGGGUCACAUGGAGAUCACGCCUUUCCAGCGAGGACAACGGCUCGUCACACUACGCUAGGUGGCCGUGGAAGUACCCCUGUCCGAGGAACGGGGGUACCUGUGCGAGGGCGAGGUCGAGGGGCGGGGUUUGCUGCCGGAGAGAAUAUGUCGACUCUUCCAACUCGUCCUGCAUCGCCCCUUCCGCCGAAUGUUCCAACAGGACCGCGGAACAGGACAACAUACAAAGACAAAGACCGAGAGCCCGUGAAACAAGAUGUUGAAGGGUUGGACUAUGGGGGCGGCAUAGUUGUAGAACCUGCCACCAGUAGUCGCAAAAGGCCGUACAUUGGUGAGGAGGAGACUGGACGUUCUAAACGUCGGUGA